CUUAUCGCUUUCGUCCUCGUCAUCGUCGCUGCCUCUGCUGCUCCCCAAGGCCGCCAGGAAGACGUGCUGCUCGUCAAGGAAACACCCUCUGACAAUAUUGGUCUCGGUCAUUAUAACUAUGGUUACGAACUUUCCAAUGGGCAAGCUCACCAAGAAUCCGCCGAAUUACUUAACGCUGGAACCGAGAACGAAUCUUUGGCUGUUCGUGGAAGCUUCACCUGGGUUGACCCUCAGACCAACAUCGUUGCUUUUUUCGCCCUCGUAGCUGUUGCCGUAGCAGCUCCACCAGCAGUAGUACCUCAGCAAACAGUCAUCGUUAAAGAAACUCCUUCUGAUAACGUUGGUCUUGGCGGCUACAGCUAUGGUUUCCAACUUUCUGAUGGGCAAGCCAGAGAGGAAACUGCAGAAUUAGUCAAGGGUGGAACCGAUGAACAAUUCUUGAGAGUUCGCGGUAGUUUCUCCUUCGUCGACCCACUGACCAAUGUUGCAUACACUGUGAAUUACGUCGCUGAUGAGACUGGUUAUCACCCAGAGGGAGAACAUCUUCCACGUGUUUAAAUUUUAUAAAUAUUCACCACAGCAAUACCUUACUUGUGCAAAAAACUCUGAUCACUUGAUUGAUUUCGUUUGGCCAUUGAACUCGAUACUGUACAUAUUACAUGUGUACCCCGUUAGAUCUGCAAUAAUGUACAUUUUUGUGUCAUAGUUAUGUUCAUGUUUUAAUAAAUACUACAAUUAGUUAAAAGAACUGUUACCAUUGAAAAAUGAUUAUAUCUAUUGCAUGUUUGAGAUUUUGUACCAAUAUUCUACUGAAAAUUCUAUUCUGAAUUUCGUAGCCUAAGAAUUUCCCACAAAGCUAAUUUCUGGGCUAGUACGAAAUUCAUUGUCCCACAAAAUUAAUUUCGUAACCCAUAAAUUUCCCUCAGAUGUAAUUUUUCCACCUGCACCUCUGAAUUUUUCUAUCCCACAAAAUGAAUUUAGUGUCCCUGUCGUACACUAUUGCGCUCUUUAUCUAUUACAUUACAUAUAUCUGUUCUUCUUGCGCACUAUUGUCUUCCUUGUCUGUUGCGAAACAAAAAUUUGUCUGUGUCUAUCACGAACAAAGAUCUGUUUUUGUUAUACAUUGUCAUCUUUGUUUGCGGAGGUGUUGCCAUCUAUAUACGUCUCAAAGAAGCAGCGUAAAAAGUUGUCAUGUGUCGCCAUCUAUCGAAGUAUGUUAGAUUAGGUAUAAGUCCAUACAUGGUCAGACAUAAGCAAGUAAUAUAGAUAAGUAUAUAGAUAGACAUAAGCAAAUGGUGUAGAUAAAUAAAACUAAUUGCAAGAAAAAACUUAAAUCCACCAAAUCUGUAUUUUAUAGAUUCACGAUAGACUUCUGCAUGUAAUAUGUUAAAAUUCUAAGGCUCUUGAUACAUAGUUUUUAAUACAAACGAUUUAUAUUUCACGAAAUGAAAUGAUUUGUAUUUCGUUAAAUGAACAUUCAACGAAACUUCUUUACAACUGAUCACUGGAUAACAUGUGUUUCAAAUGGAAUCCAACUUCAAACGGUCGAAUUCACUUACAAAUUUCAUUUUUCCAAAUUUCAUUUUCCACGUUUCUUAAUAACUGACCAUUCGUUUCGAAACUUUCUAUUUGGAGGUUGUUCAUCGUCUCAAAAUCUGUUAUUGUUUAAAAAGAAAAAACUGAACUAUACUUAUAGAGUGUGCCCUAUAAACGUGCAUUGCUUUACAUUGAUAUCUCAAUCCGUUCACAAGAUAUAGCGUUUCAAAUUUUGCGUAUAUGAAUUGAAAUUCACGCCAGACUAUUCACCAUUCUGAAUGCAGUGCCGUUUAUUCCUGGAAAUCUGUCUCUGAGCACACUCACGUGAAGCGAAAGGCGAACUUGGAAAUUCGACUCCAGUGUCGAACGAGCAAAGUAACAAUAGUAACAUCGAACGAAAGGAGAGAAGAGAUGAGGGAUUCCUAAUUUCGACCCAAGUUCAAUAAACUUGUCUUUGUACAGAAUGCGUUCAC
Messenger RNA from Heterotrigona itama, 2009 nucleotides. The record is from the annotation of a GenBank genome assembly. NCBI's taxonomy places the organism in Eukaryota, Metazoa, Arthropoda, Insecta, Hymenoptera, Apidae.